AAUUUUCUUUUUUACGCACGCGUGACAACCCUAUUACUCAAGCCGUUGUUGUUCUUUUAAUUAAGCGAUUAUUAUUUAAAAAAAGGUACGCCCACGCCCUAGAAACCAAAACAAUCUGGACAUUUUCAAAGGAUAUAUCACAGGAUAACCCUUAAAAGCCAAAUAAGUUUGCGAUUGGAAAGUGUUUACAGUGUUUCCCGGUGUCUUCCCACAGCAACAUGGUAGUGCUGAGUUCCUGCUGGUCUCCUAUCAUUUGGUCGGAUAAUGUCCGGACGGGCAGUUACGCCGUGGCCGGCUAUACGGCUGCGCUAUCCGCCGUAAUGAUCACGCUGAUAUCUUAUAUGCUAGCAGGCGGGGAGUCUGCGCAACUCUAUUCCCCGCUCUUUGAGACGGAUAUCAGGUCAUCGAUGCCCGUGGCAGGUGGAUUCUUCAUCAUCUACUUCCUGCUGAUCAUCCUGUCCUCCUAUUUGGUCUACUACGGCAUUAAAAUCAGCACUCGAGGAUGGCUACUGCCUUGGUUGGGUCUCAUUGGUCUGGCAAUUCUCUUCCAGUUUUGCUGGAGCCUUUGGCUUAUCGGAGGCUACUAUAUUUAUCUGGAGCAAACCUUCUCGGCCCUUUUAAACUUUGUUUGGGUAGCCUAUAAUAUUUAUUGCUGGCUGGUGGUCUUCUCGCAGUACCAGAUAUUCCUGGAGAUCCAGAAUCCAAACAUUGAGCUGCUUAUGCCAUGAUGGGAAGGUUUCUUCGCACAAAAGCUCGAAUAAUCCAUUAGAAUACUUUUUGACUUGAAACGCAUCAGAAACUCCGUCCAUGCGCAUUUUUACAAUAAGAAUUCCGUACAAUUCCACAGAUGCCUACCAAAUAGUUUUAUAUAAAUUUAUAUAUUUUACACACAUUUAUACACGAUCAAUUAUACUAAUGUAUAAAUCGAAUGCCUUAGUCUGCUAAACGACAAUUAAACAGAUUCGUAAAACUA
Molecule: messenger RNA, 973 nt
Organism: Drosophila erecta
Lineage: Eukaryota; Metazoa; Arthropoda; Insecta; Diptera; Drosophilidae
Gene: pasi1
Exons: 5
Coding region: 219-728 (169 amino acids)
Source: RefSeq, a predicted model, not a curated record